Messenger RNA from Striga hermonthica, 1986 nucleotides. The record is from the annotation of a GenBank genome assembly. NCBI's taxonomy places the organism in Eukaryota, Viridiplantae, Streptophyta, Magnoliopsida, Lamiales, Orobanchaceae.
AUGUCACUGAGAACAAAAAUCAAACACCUCGCCGGCAUUUUCCACACCGCCACCCGCAACCUCUCCUACCAUCUCAGCCGCCGCCACAACCACCCGCCGCCUAAACAGGACCCAUACUCCCUGCUCAAGGAAGACCCGAUCCAAGUCCUCUCGGACCUCUGGGUGAAGUCAUUCUCCCAGACCCAGAAACCCUUCCAAAACCUCACCGGCUUCCUCUCGAAGCUCGACCUCUGGGUGCUCGCCUACCAGCGGACCUGCGCUCACGCCACCGGCUCUUUUCCUCCCAGAAACGCCAUCCCCUCUCACGCCCUCGCCGACCUCCUCUCCCUCCGAAACGCAGUCGUUAGCGGCGAGUUCAGAUGGGAUUCCAAAGCCCAGCAAUUCAUUCGCAGCCCGAACGACAAGACUCCUCUUCAUCUACUCUCGAGAAGCAAGCUCCAGUCGAUGAUGGAGUCCGGUGCGCCACUUUUCCAGGACCGGGUAGUUCAAGAGGUCCUGUUGAUGGUUAUCGAGCCGGUUUUCGAGGCCCGGUUUUCGGCAAAAUCCCACGCGUUUCGGCCUGGUAGGAACCCUCACACUGUGAUUAGAACAAUCAGGAGUAAUUUUGCUGGAUACUUGUGGUUUAUUAGAGGUGAUUUGAGUGAUAUUGUUGAUAAUUUAGAUUCGAAUAUGAUUCUGGAUUGUGUUGAAAAAUCAGUGAAGGACAAGAAAGUGUUGAAAUUAAUUAAAUCGGGGCUGAGAAGGACUGGAAAGAAUUUGAAUCAUGUGGAAGAUAAUGGAGAGAAAAUGAGCAAGAACAAGAUAAAGAAGGGGCAGACUAAGAAGAGAAUAUUGCUAGAUAAUGAGCCCAAGCCCGACCCGUAUUGGCUCAGGACAUUCUUCGAUUUUGCUCCCGAGGAGGCUGCAAAGGUGCCCGAUUAUGGUUACUGUGGAAUUCUCAGUCCAUUGCUGACGAACAUCUGCCUGAACGAAUUCGAUUUCAUGAUGGAAAACAAGAUAGUGGAGUUUUUCCGGCCAUCUGAGUCCGACUCGAUAUGGAAGUACUCGAUAAACGAUGGCUGCCACAAUCCAUCUUGGCCGGAGUUUGUGCCGACGAGCGGCAGCAAGGAGAAAACUCGGAAAAUGGACUACAUUCGGUUCGCGGGCCAUUUUCUGAUUGGCAUCAGAGGCCCCAGAGAGGACGCUGUCGGUAUAAGAAAAGAAAUAAUCGAGUUUUGCGACAAAAGAUUCGUGUACCGACUGGACAAUUCCAAGAAAGGUGUGGGGACCUUGCUUUCGGUCACCGCUAGCUUGCAGCAGUGUAUUCGCCGCUUCAGGCGACUUUCUUUCGUGAAGGGCGAUAAGGACCCGGAGCCUCUGCCUUGUACGCCAAUGCUCUAUUCGGGCCAGGCCCACACCAAUGCCCAGAUGAACAAAUUGCUCGAAACCAUGGCCGAUUGGUACAGGUACGCGGAUAACCGGAAGAAAAUUGUUGGGUUUUGUGCGUAUGUUGUGCGUAGCUCGUUGGCUAAACUAUACGCUGCUAGAUAUAGGCUGAAAUCCCGUGCGAAAGUGUAUAAGAUUGCCGCACGUGAUCUCAGCCAUCCAUUGAGGGAAAGCAGUAACAAUUCGGCCCCUGAGUAUUCGGAUCUUUUGCGAAUGGGGCUUGUGGAUGCUAUUGAGGGUGUUCGGUUUUCGCGUAUGUCUUUUAUCCCGUCGUGCGAUUACACUCCUUUUUCGAGGAAUUGGGUCCCGGAUCAUGAGAAGCUUUUGCAGGAGUAUAUUAAGUUACAGGAUGCUAGAUUCUUUUGUGAGCUCAGUAAGUCGGUUAAACGGGAAGGUCUGUGUUUGCCUCAGGAGAAUAUAUCGAAGAUUGUAUGGGACUUCAAGAAUACUGGUUAUCAACUUAUCGUGUCUGCACAAAAUUUAACCACGAGGACUCCCUAUGAGCUUGGAGUUGAAUUCAUCUGCAGCAAGAGUGAAUUUUUUUGGUUUAUGAUUGAAUGA